AUGGCUCCAUCAGCAGUCGAAACAGAAACCCUUACAGAGAAGAUCCCAAUCAAGGCAUGGACUCGUCCAGCACCUACCGAGGAGAAGCUCGACUGGGCACCGCUCGUUGAGAUUGACCUGUCUCGUUUUGACGAACCCGGCGGCAAAGAAGCGCUCGCUAAGCAACUAUAUGAUGCGGUGACCCGAGUCGGCUUUUGGGUCGUGACAGGCCAUGGACUUAGCGAAGAGCGCGUCCUUCGACAAUUCAGCAUCGGAAAUGCAUUUUUCAAGGAGCCACUCGAGGAAAAGCGCAGCUUUGCCUGUAACUUCGCCGAAGGCGAAUACUUUGGCUACCGCGAGAACGAAAGAUGGAUCGGAGAUACCGGAGUCAAGGACAAUGUGGAGAUGCUCAAUAUCCCCAAAGCAAUUCCAGUCUGGGAUGACCUCCCUAGACACAGAAUUGUGCGCCAGAACUACGAUGAGAUCGCGAGCUUCCACCGUGAUCUUUUCGACCGCGUGAUUCGAAAGCUAUUUGUGCUGAUGGCUAUUAUUCUGGAACUACCAGAAGACUACCUCGUCAACGCACACGCUUACGACAGGCGUUCUGAUGACCACUUGCGGUACAUGAUCUAUAACACUCGCACGCAAGAAGAAUGGGAUAAAGCCCAGGCUGUUACCACAGGAGGUCAUACCGACUUUGGCAGCUUGACAUUGCUGUUCUCGCAGCAUAUCGCUGGACUCCAGAUUCGGACUCCAGAGGGAGACUGGAAAUGGGUGAAGCCUGUGGACGGCAGCAUUACAUGCAAUGCUGCCGAUACUCUCUCCUUCCUCACCAAUGGAUUCAUUAAAUCAACGAUUCAUCGCGUUGUCACUCCUCCCAAAGAUCAGAUUCAGACGCCACGUCUUGGACUCUUGUACUUUGCUAGACCUGGAGAUGAUACUAUCAUGCGAACCGUACCAUCGCCUCUAUUGGAGCGUCUCGGGUUGCUCUCGGCGGAAGAACGGAGCUCAACUGAGCCCGCGCCGACCGGAACUGAAUAUGUUCGUGCUCGUGUUCGCGAUGUACAUCAUCGAAAGGUGAUUGAUCGCCGAGAAAAUACUUCGUUCGAAUUUAAGGGGCUGAAGGUGCCUAACUACUACAAGUAG
Penicillium olsonii is the source of this 1125-nucleotide messenger RNA. The record is from the annotation of a GenBank genome assembly. Lineage: Eukaryota; Fungi; Ascomycota; Eurotiomycetes; Eurotiales; Aspergillaceae.